AUGAAAAGUGUGAAUGGCAAUUCCCACAAACUCCCCACACACUGCACAUCACACCAUGAUGAUAGACCCAUUACCACCAAAACAACAUCCAAGAAACUGAAAACGUUGCAAAUGAAGAGACCGUCGGCUCAUAGGCAUGAUAAUAAAGGCGCUUCAAAGAAUAAGAAACUCGAAAAACAAUGUGCCGAGGAAGCUGGAAUUCCAGACAAUCGAGUUCAGUACGGCAAAUUAGUUGAAUCGGUUGAGCAUCAGUAUAUCAAGAUCCCCGAUGCUCACAUUUUGGAGGUUCCACCUCGGCCUUCUUCUGGCUGGUCAGCGACGUCCCUCACCAAAGAGCUAUGGCAAGGCACCAUCAAGGUAGUUGAACGAGGGGAUCAUACAUUUCUGCUUUUGCUAGAUCGUGUGACCGAUGAACUCUUUGCAGUGUGCCCGCUGGAGGAAGAUGAAUUGGAACGCUGUGCAGAUUCCAGCCGAUACUUCAUUCUCAAAGUCAAGAAUCCCAUAGGAAUAGCCUUUAACGAACGGAACGAUGCCUUUGACUUUAAGGUGGCAAUUGCGACUUCGAAGAAGGAUCGGGAGGAGAGAAAACUGGAGUCGGAACAGCCAGUCGGCAUCCUCAAGAAAAAGCCAGUCAAACUACCCUUUCUGGGCGACAAAGAAAAGCUGAAACCACCAAAGAAUGAUACCAAGGACAGCAGAAGAAACGCUUCCCAAGAAGAAACCCAGAAUCUGGAUUUUGCCAACUUUGAUUACUUUGAUGAUCCGACUGAGGUCAGACAGAAGCGAGAAAGUAGCACGCUGUUCUCGAGGCUCCUGUGCUGUGCUACCUACUAG
This is a messenger RNA of Seminavis robusta, 834 nucleotides long. NCBI's taxonomy places the organism in Eukaryota, Bacillariophyta, Bacillariophyceae, Naviculales, Naviculaceae. The record is from the annotation of a GenBank genome assembly.